Messenger RNA from Papaver somniferum (opium poppy), 1682 nucleotides. Its product is annotated as cytochrome P450 71A1-like. Bases 771 to 1364 code for a protein of 197 amino acids. Lineage: Eukaryota; Viridiplantae; Streptophyta; Magnoliopsida; Ranunculales; Papaveraceae. The record is from RefSeq and is a predicted model, not a curated record. Gene Ontology annotation, molecular function: monooxygenase activity; oxidoreductase activity, acting on paired donors, with incorporation or reduction of molecular oxygen; iron ion binding. The transcript is spliced from 2 exons.
CCCAAAUUAAUCCAUAGUAUAAUAUUUUUUUUAUAUUCAUAUAUAGAUCGAGAAAACCCAUGUUUAGAAGAAAAUAUACAGUCAUGUUGUUUCAUCCUAUCAUGCUUUCGUUCUCAACUCUUCUCUUUUCCUAUGUCAUUUUUUGUAUCCUUAGGAAACCUGGAUCAAACACAAAGCUCAAUCUACCACCUUCGCCGCCGAAGAUUCCAAUCUUUGGGAAUUUUCAUCAAAUAACUCCAUUAGUUCACCAAUUUUUCCAUCAAAUGUCUUUGAAGUACGGUCCAAUUGUGUUCUUCAAAUUUGGCAACAAGCCUACACUUGCGGUUUCAUCUUUAGAGACGGUGGCUGAAAUUCUAAAGACCCAUGACGGUAUGUUUGCAAAUAGGAUCCCGGUGAAAGCUUUUAAAAUUCUCUUUUGCGAUGGAAAUGACAUAAUUAUGUCUCCAUAUAAUGAGCAGUGGAAACAACUAAGAAAGUUUUGUGUUCUUGAACUGUUGAGUCCAAAGAGAGUCCAAUCUUUCAAGUAUAUAGGAGAAGAGGAAGUUGAUAGAAUGAUUGAAAAUAUAACUCGGUCGUCAAGAGAGCGGGGCAUGGUUAAUCUAACAGAGACAUUGUUAACUAUGUUGGAUGCCAUUAUAUUUAGGUGUUCACUAGGGGAUAAUUUUAGCAAAGAAUAUACCGACAGAUUUCUGGGGUUGAUGUAGAAAGCGAAUUCAUUAAUUGAGUUAUUCAGUUUCGGAGAUUUAUUUCCAUGGCUUAAAUGGUUGGAUAUGCUGAGAAAAACCGCUCAAGAUAUAGAUAUUUUUUUCAAUCAAAUUAUCGAUGAUCGUAUCCGUAUAAAUUCUCAAGUAGAUAAAACUGAUCACCAUGGCAAAGAUGAAAAGAGAAACUUCAUAGAUAUACUGCUUCAUGCCGGAAAGAAUAACCUCAGUUUCACUAGAGACUGCAUGAAAGGAAUAAUUAUGGACAUGUUUGUUGGUGGAGUUGAUACAUCUGCUACUGUCUUGGAUUGGGCUAUGGCAGAGCUGAUAAAGAAUCCAAAGCUGAUGAAGAAAGCACAGGAAGAGGUAAGAAGAGUGGCUGCUGGCAACAAAACUAACAAGGUGGAAGAGCAGGACAUUAAUAAAAUGGACUACUUGAAAUGCAUCAUUAAAGAGACACUAAGAAUGCAUCCACCGGUACCGACUUUGUCAAGGAAACCCUCGGCUGAUGCAAAACUUGGUGGUUAUGAUCUCCCACCAAAUACAGAUAUUUUCCUCAAUGUGUGGACAGUUCAAAGAGACCCCAAAUUAUGGGAUAAACCAGAAGAUUUCCGUCCAGAGAGAUUCAUAGACAACCCCAUCGACUUUAAAGGUCAAUAUUAACUUAUCCCAUUUGGGUCUGGAAGAAGAGGGUGUCCUGGCAUAUCAUUUGGCGCUGCAGUGGUGGAACUUGUUCUUGCUAAUCUCUUGUACGCGUUCGACUGGGAAUUGUCUGGUGGUGCUAGCAGUGAGGAACUAGAUAUGGCUGAAACAUAUGGUAUCACUACUACGAGGAGGACACCUCUACAUGUUGUUCCAAUACCGUUCUGUGCAACUUUUUCUUAACAUGAAUCAGAUAUGUUUUAAUUGUAGAAGCAACAUGACAAACAAGUUUUAGUACUAAAUAAUCCCUUGAAAAGAAACUUUCUCUUUCAACGCAAA